GUGGCGUAGGCCGCAAACACUCUAGAGUUUUGCCCCUCGAGGGAAGCCACAUCGGGAUGAGCUCUGCUGGAGACGAAGAGCGCGCUGCUGCGAGCGGAGAACAGAUCUGCCCGCCGGUGCAGGAGGGCCGCGACGCGGAGCUUGCAAGUUUGCAACGGCAGAUUUCGCAAUUGGCGGCCCUGGUGGAGGAGUCGGUGAAGAAGAAGGAGCCUGGCAGCGUCGUGGCGGAUGCAGCCAGUAGGGGUGGCUGGGUUGCUGCCCCCAGAGGCCAACGAGAAGAGCCCACGCUGCCGCUCGGCGGUGGCGGGGGAUUUCUCCAGCAGCAAACGAGAGAUAGUGGGCAAGGACCAAGGCCGCUGCUGGAAGGCGGCUGGGCCAGCAGAUCGGGAGCGAACCCUGUUGGACCAGCCGGAGUGGACCCGGGCAUAGGACUGGACUACGGGGAAGCGAGGGGGUUAAACCC
Molecule: messenger RNA, 463 nt
Organism: Ectocarpus sp. CCAP 1310/34
Lineage: Eukaryota; Phaeophyceae; Ectocarpales; Ectocarpaceae
Source: the annotation of a GenBank genome assembly